UUCUCGGAUUUUGCUGUAUUUUUUUGUUGUUUCAGUUUGCUUACAUUAACUAUGAUACUCUUUUCUUUUAUUGUCUUUUCUCAUUUAACUAUUUUUUCAUUCCAUCUAUGCUAAGUAUUAGGGAUGCAGGCGGGGCGGGGAUGGGUCCCGGUUUGAUGGGUCAUGGGGCGGAUACGGGUAUAAAAUUUAUACCCACCACGGGGAUGGGAUGGGUUUUAGGUGAUACCCGCCCCAUCCCCGCCCCGGCCCGCCCCGUCUCAAGAUAUGUACAAAUUUUGGAAAACUCUAAAUUUUUUUUCAAAAUUUUUUUUUCAAAUUUUGGGAAAUCCUGAAUUUAUUUUCAAAUUUUGAGAAACUCCGGUUUAUAUUUAAAAAAAAAAAAUUAUUUUCAAAACCCUAAAUUUGGUUAAAUGCCUAAAUCUAAGUUGGGCCUUCUGAUUUCUGAAAUCCCGUCUUUAUAUGAUUAUGUGGUAAAGAUGGCGAAAGUAAUGUUAGAGAAAUAUAAGAAAUAUUGGGAUAGUAUGAAUGGUUUGAUGGGAGUUGCAACUAUACUUGAUCCUAGGUAUAAAAUGGCUCUUAUACGAUUUUAUUUUGCAAAGAUAUUUGAUAAAUAUGAGUAUGAUAGAGAGGUUAGCAGAAUUAGCAAUCUAUUAAGGAGAUUAGUUGAUGAAUAUGAGUCUAGGAGUGAGAAUACUCAAAGUAAGAGGCAACUACCUUCCAAUUUAGCAAGUGGUGGGAGUUCUUGUGAUGAUGUUGGUAUGGAAGAGUUUGCACAAUUUCUAGAGCGAGACAAAAAUCAAACUUAUGAAAAAUCUGAUUUGGAUAAGUAUUUGGAAAAUGCUAACAUACCACUUGAAGAUAAUUUUGAUAUUCUAAAUUGGUGGAAAACAAAUGGAAGCACAUACCCCGUUCUUCAACAAGUAGCACGGGAUAUUUUGAGUAUUCCUUCUUCCAUCCGGAUCAGCUUUUAGCACAAGUGGUAGAGUUCUUGAUCCUUAUCGUAAUCGACUACUACCUUAAGCCGUUGAAGCUUUAAUGUGUUCUCAAAAUUGGAUUUGGGCUGCCCUCAAAAGUUGUGGAGAAUUCAAGGACAAGAAUUUUGCUAAAAUUGGUUGAGAGUUGGAAGAAGAAUGCGAAAUGGAAUUGGAUAUUGAUUAGAUUAUUCUGGAUUGAUUUACUUUGGAUGAUUUUGAGUUGAUGUUGAAAUACUUUUGUUUUAGACAUGUAUAUUUGUUUGAGACUUUGGUUAUGUGUUUGUUUGAGACUUUCGAUAUGUGUUUGUUCGAGACUUUGGAUAUGUAAUUGUUUGAGACUUUGGAUGUGUGUUUGUU
This is a messenger RNA of Amaranthus tricolor (Joseph's coat), 1331 nucleotides long. RefSeq names its product zinc finger BED domain-containing protein DAYSLEEPER-like. NCBI's taxonomy places the organism in Eukaryota, Viridiplantae, Streptophyta, Magnoliopsida, Caryophyllales, Amaranthaceae. Gene Ontology annotation, molecular function: DNA binding; protein dimerization activity. The record is from RefSeq and is a predicted model, not a curated record. The transcript is spliced from 2 exons. The coding region runs from base 411 to 971 and encodes 186 amino acids.